This is a messenger RNA of Racocetra fulgida, 1356 nucleotides long. The record is from the annotation of a GenBank genome assembly. Lineage: Eukaryota; Fungi; Glomeromycota; Glomeromycetes; Diversisporales; Gigasporaceae.
AAUAUUACUUCUGCUUUGAUUCGUCAUGAGGAUCAAUUUUUCCGAAGUAAUUAUGUGUACAGUCAACGUGGCAUCCAAGUUGGCAUUGGUACUUUACGAAAGAAAUUGAUGGAGGUACUCGAGGAAGGCAUGGCAAAAUCCUUGUUUUCUAUCGUUGGAGCAGUACAAAAAGAAUUAGAAGAGUCCCGCUAUCAAUUCAAAGUGCAAUAUAAUGAUAGACGGAUUACGGCAGAAUCAUAUGUUGCUGAAACCAUUGACAGCAUUAAACAUAAUUUUAAAAAUUUUGCACAUUCUUUUGGAAAACCCCAAGUAAGGCAUGAAGUUCGAUCAAUGUUGGAACAAAAGGUUAUGGAUCUUUGUGCUGAAUUAUAUUGGACUGAUAAUAACAUCGUUGAUUUACCAAAAGCAUCUAUUGAUGAACUUUAUUGGAAGUAUAAACUUGACAUGAGUUCAGCAGCUCUCACAAAAAGUGGUAUUGGACGAACUAGUACGCAAUUAGUAGUUGGUGUAUUAAUGGCAAAUAUGGAAAAAAUAGCAUUAUUGGAACCAUUAAAUAAUCAUCCUGAAAUAAGCAGUAAGCUAUUAAGUCUUAGCAACGAAAUUUUACGAAACAAAUUUCAUACAACUUCAGAUCAAGUUGAAAAUUGUGUAAAGCCAUAUAAACAUGAAGUUGAAUGUAGUGAACAAGAAUGGACUGAGGGCUUGAAAAGGACAAUAUCUCUUCUUGAAAAAGAAUUGGAAAGUUGUAAUAAAGCAUUACAAAAUAUCAAAGAUACCAUAGGAAAAAAGAAACUUAGAGCCGCAAUUAAAUAUGUAAUUGAUGCUGAAAGAGAAGCAAAACGUGCACAGGCUCAUGCUCGUGAUUCUGGGGAAGGCAAUAUUGUUGUUGAUAACGGAAACGAUGCUACUACAAACGCCAAACCCCAUUCUAUUAUAAUCAAUGAUAUCAUGGAAGAUAAUGACUCUGAUCGUCAUCGUUUACAUUUCAACCCUAAAGUGAUUGAAAAAGCUCUAGAAGCAAUAUUUUUGCGAGAUCGAUCCAUGAUAUUAAAAUACCGUUUAGCUGCUCUCAAAUCACGACAAUGUAAAUCCCCUGAAAAUAAACAAUAUUGUCCUGAAGCAUUUUUAAAUAUGGUCGCCGAAAAACUUACUUACACUGCUGUAAUGUUCAUCCAAGUUGAAUUAUUAAAUGAAUUCUUUUUCCAAUUUCCAAGAGAAGUAGAUAAUCUACUUGUAUAUGGUAUGAAUAAAAAUCAAAUCUUAUCAUUUUCAAAAGAGAAUCCAAAAAUACGGAAACAUUUGGAAUUACAAGAGAAAAAACGAAAGUUGGAAGAGGUAAGAAAUAUCUUUUUAUAA